Messenger RNA from Emiliania huxleyi CCMP1516, 1404 nucleotides. RefSeq lists its product as hypothetical. The annotation marks the transcript as partial. The transcript has a single exon. Lineage: Eukaryota; Haptophyta; Isochrysidales; Noelaerhabdaceae. The record is from RefSeq and is a predicted model, not a curated record.
AUGAAGGAGGGCGAGCUAGCGACAUCCGUUCUGUCAGCUCGUAAUAAGUCGAGCAGAGUCAGGACGGCGGCGGCAAAGACGUCGGCGCAGCAGGCGGAGGUGGCGAAGACGGCGGCGACGGCGGAGGCGACGGCGGUGGCAGCGGAGGCGGAGGCGACGGAGGCGAUGGCGGGGGCGGCGUCGGCGGCGGCGGCGCCGAUGGCGGCGGCGGCGACGGCGGCGGCGAUGGCGGCGGCGGUCUGGGCGGCGGCGGCGACGGUGGUGGCGGGCUUGGAGGCGGCGGCGACGGUGACGACGGGCUGGGCGGCGGCGGGGAGGGCGCAUGCGGACUUGGAGGCGGAGAGCUCGGAGGCGGCGGCGAGGGCGGCGGCGGCGAGGGUGGUGGUGGGGAUGGCGGCGAAGGGCUGGGAGGUGGCGGCGACGGCGGUGGAGGCGGACUUGGCGGCGGCGGCGACGGAGGGGGUGGUGAGGGCGGCGGAGGAGAAGGCGGAGGCGGGCUUGGAGGCGGCGGCGAGGGCGGCGGCGGGCUGGGUGGCGGCGAGGGCGGAGGCGGCGGCGAGGGCGGCGGCGGGCUCGGCGGAGGCGGCGAGGGCGGUGGUGGGCUGGGCGGAGGCGGCGAGGGCGGUGGCGACGGAGGCGGCGGCGAGGGCGGGGGAGGCGAGGGCGGCGGUGGAGACGGAGGCGGGCUCGGAGGCGGCGGGCUCGGUGGUGGGGGUGAGGGCGGUGGUGGGCUUGGGGGAGGCGGCGAGGGCGGCGGCGAGGGCGGCGGCGGCGACGGUGGCGGGGGGCUGGGAGGCGGUGGCGAUGGCGGCGGCGGGCUCGGGGGGGGUGGGCUCGGGGGCGGUGGACUCGGAGGCGGUGGCGAGGGCGGUGGAGGCGAUGGAGGUGGCGGGCUGGGCGGGGGUGGGCUCGGAGGCGGCGGCGUCGGGGGCGGCGGCGAUGGCGGCGGCGGGCUGGGCGGCGGAGGCGGCGGUGGUGGCGGUCUUGGAGGCGGCGGCGUCGGUGGCGGCGGGCUGGGCGGCGGCGGGGUGGGCGGCGGCGGCCUUGGUGGCGGCGGGCUCGGUGGCGGCGGCGUGGGCGGCGGCGGCGUGGGUGGUGGUGGUGCUGGCGGCGGUGGGCUGGGCGGCGGCGGCGUGGGAGGAGGCGGUCUUGGCGGUGGCGGCGACGGUGGGGGUGGUGUGGGCGGCGGAGGAGAAGGCGGUGGCGGGCUUGGCGGCGGCGGCGUGGGCGGCGGCGUGGGCGGCGGCGGCGUGGGCGGCGGCGGCGAGGGCGGCGCCGCCGCGGGCGGCGGUGGGCUGGGUGGCGGCGUGGGCGGCGGGGGCGUGGGCGGCGGUGGCGCGGGCGGCGGCGGGCUUGGCGGUGGCGGCGUGGGCGGCGGCGUGGGCGGCGGCGGGAUCGGGGGCG